Epinephelus fuscoguttatus (brown-marbled grouper) is the source of this 11981-nucleotide messenger RNA. It is a transcript of the gene lrp8, whose product is annotated as low density lipoprotein receptor-related protein 8, apolipoprotein e receptor. Bases 149 to 3166 code for a protein of 1005 amino acids. Gene Ontology annotation, molecular function: calcium ion binding; protein binding. The transcript is spliced from 18 exons. The record is from RefSeq and is a predicted model, not a curated record. NCBI's taxonomy places the organism in Eukaryota, Metazoa, Chordata, Actinopteri, Perciformes, Serranidae.
GCGAGCCUGGCGGAUCACACACAUUCACACACUCAGGAGCAGAGGCAGAGAGAGGAACACACAGAGCGAGUCACAGAUUGUGGGGAUCCUUCAGUGGCUUUUUUUUCACUUGCAUGAACACAAUCGCAGACCCCCCCAGGAUCUAAAGAUGUGGACAGAAGUCGGGAAGCUUGUGCUAUUACAUUUGUUACUCAUGGAGCUCCAUUGCGCAAAAGGAACUGAUAAGGAGUCGGAGUGUGAAACUGGGCAGUUUCAGUGCAAGAACGGACGGUGCAUCCCGACCCUGUGGAGAUGUGACGAUGAUGAUGAUUGCUCAGACAGCAGCGACGAGGAGAACUGUCCAAAGAAGACAUGCGCUACCACAGACUUUGCCUGUAAGAAUGGACAGUGCGUCCCCGCUAGGUGGCGCUGUGAUGGAGAACCGGAGUGUGCAGACGGUUCAGACGAGGCUGAUGCAAUCUGCAGCCGACAGACCUGUCCACCAGAGAAGUUUGAUUGCGGAGGGGCUGCCAGCAAAUGCGUUUCGUUGUCAUGGCGAUGCGACGGAGAGAGGGACUGUGAGAACGGGGCAGAUGAGGAGCAGUGCGCUGCAGAUGCCAAGGCCUGCCCCUCUAAAGAUUUCCAGUGCCACAAUGGGAAGUGCGUGGCCCCAAUCUUUGUGUGUGAUGGAGACGACGACUGCGGGGAUGCCAGCGAUGAAGAGAAGUGCACGGCUCCCACCUGCGGCCAGCACGAGUUCCGCUGCAAUGACUCCGAGUGCAUCCCCGCUCUGUGGAGCUGCGACGGCGACCCGGACUGCAAGGACAAGUCGGACGAGUCCAUGGAGCGCUGCAGCCGGAGGACAGAGCCCCAGAAACCUCGCUGCCCGGUGGGCGAGUUCCAGUGUGGGAGCGGCGAGUGCGUCCACAUGAACUGGAAGUGCGAUGGAGACGCAGACUGCAAGGAUAAAUCGGAUGAAGCAAACUGUCCCCUGCUUACGUGUCGACCUGAUGAGUUCCAGUGUGGUGAUGGAUCCUGUAUCCACGGCACCAAACAGUGUAAUAAAGUUCAUGACUGUCCGGACUACAGUGAUGAAGCUGGCUGUGUCAACGUCACAAAGUGCGACGGGCCAAGAAAGUUCCGCUGUAAGAACGGGGAGUGUAUUGACAGCAGCAAGGUGUGUGACAAUGUGAAAGACUGCAAGGAUUGGUCUGAUGAACCCAUGAAGGAGUGCGGCCUGAAUGAGUGUGCAGACAGCAAUGGCGGCUGCUCCCACAUCUGCAGGGACCGCAGAAUUGGUUAUGAGUGUGACUGUCCGUCUGGGUACAAACUCCUGGACAAAAAGACUUGUGGAGACAUAGACGAAUGUGAGAACCCAGAUGCCUGCAGUCAGAUCUGCAUCAACUACAAAGGAGAUUAUAAGUGCGAAUGCUACGAAGGCUACGAGAUGGACCCUGCCUCCAAGACCUGCAAGGCCGUGGGAAAGAGUCCAUACCUGAUGUUCACCAACCGUCACGAGAUCCGUCGCAUUGACCUGCUGAAGAGUGAAUACACACAGGUGGUGCCCACGCUGAAGAACGCAGUGGCCCUGGACGUAGACGUUGCCACCAACAAGAUGUUCUGGUGUGAUCUAUAUCAUCGUAAAAUAUACAGUGCUUACAUCAACAAGGCCAGUGACUCAUCCCAGCAGGUGACUCUCAUCGAUUCGCUCCAUUCCCCCGAGGGUCUGGCUGUCGACUGGGUGCACAAGAACAUCUACUGGACCGACUCUGGCAACAAGAGCGUCUCUGUCGCCACGGGAGACGGCAGGAAGAGAAAAGUCCUGAUAGCCACCGAGCUUAGCGAGCCGCGGGCUAUCGCAGUCGAUCCACACCAAGGGUUUAUGUACUGGUCAGACUGGGGAGGUCAGGCCAAAAUUGAGAAGGCUGGGAUGAACGGGGUGGACCGACAAGUUCUGGUGUCUGAACACAUCGAAUGGCCCAACGGAAUCACUUUGGACUUGUCUAACAGACGUCUCUACUGGGUGGACUCCAAGCUGCACCUGCUGUCCAGUGUGGAUCUGAAUGGGGAUAACCGCAAAGUGCUGCUGUCCUCCCAUCACCACCUGGGACACCCCUUCGCCCUAACUGUGUUUGAGGAUCGCAUUUAUUGGACAGACUUAGAGGACGAAGCGAUAUAUAGUGCCAACCGGCUGACGGGACAUGAUGUGGCAAAAGUGGCAGAGCAUCUCAACAACCCCCUUGAUCUAGUGGUAUUUCACGAACAGAGGCAGCCCAAAGCCCCAGAUACCUGUAACAUGGGCAGCCUGCCAAACGGUGGCUGUGAGUACCUCUGUCUGAAGGCCCCCCAGAUCACAGACCACUCUCCCAAGUAUACCUGUGCCUGUCCUGACGGCAUGGAGCUGGGACCAGACAUGAGGCGCUGUGCUGUAGUCCGACCCAGAACAACCACAACAGCUGCUCCAACCACCACCACCACCACAACUCCAACUACAACCACUACAACAAGCGCUACAACCACUAGCACAACUGUACCUACCACCACGACUCCCCCUACUACCACCACCACCACCACCACCACCACCUCUGCUGCUACAACACUCAGGUCCAUGACCAGACGCCUGACGACACCUGCCCCUCCUCAGACUCCCAGGAGAACCUCUACGGAGCGGCCUCGGACCCCCGCUGCCACGAGUACAGAGACGACCAGUUUCAGCAGCACAAGUCAGACGUCCACAUCCACACACACGCCCCUGUUGGGCCCCGUGGCCCCCAACAGCAUACAGAGAGAGAGCAACGCCAAUCUCUCCCACAGAGCUGCAAGUGAUCACUACCUUAUAGGUAACAACAUCACAGUAGCUGUUCUGGGGAUAGUCAUUCCUAUCGUCCCUAUCCUUGCCACAGUGGUCAUCGGAUUGCUCUGCACCGGCGGAUACCUGGUUUGGCGCAACUGGCGGCGCAAGAACACCAAGAGCAUGAACUUCGACAACCCUGUUUACCGCAAAACCACGGAGGACGACGACGACGAAAUCCACAUCGGGCGACACAGCGAGUCCAUCGGUCACGUGUACCCAGCAGUGAGUGGCAGCCACAGUCAGCCCUUCAUAGCGCUUCCUCUAGGGGGCGGCGUCACAGACAGCAACUCUCACUGGUACUCAGGGGCACCGAUGCUUUCCAGCAGCAAAUGAGAGAAGCUGCAGAGGAAAAGAAGGAGUUUGGAAUAUUUGGGAUAUGGGAGGAUGGGCAGGGGUUUGGAAAAAGCCCGUUUGUUGUACAUGUAGGCCUGGAGGAAAGAAAGAACAGGCUUGCACACACACAUGCCCAAACUCUCACACAUCAUUUUUGCAGUAAUCACUGAAAACACCAAUCAUACACACACAUGCGCCCAUCCCAAGUACAUCACAUUUAUGUCACCUUCAUGACCAUAAUCAUACAGUACACAUGUUUAUCACCAUCACAUUCUUGUCGCCAACCUGUCAUCCCUUGUACGUUGUGUUCGUUUUUCUAGUGAUUGACGUGUUUGUUCCGUUACUGGGCGAGACGUGUUUCUCACGAGGCGCCCGUUUUCUUAUCAGUCUCCUUACACAGACGCAUAUCAUCUUUGUUUACAGAAGCAGCAGAUGCAAAAGUUUAAAUUUUCUCAACAUGGACACGACAGAAAAUGUGCCAUCAGGUAGCAUCCUUGUCAGAGAGGAACUUUGUUGAUGUUGUCUUUGUUAACUUUGCUGCUACAAAUAAUAAAGGGUUAUCCAGACAUUAGAGGGGCACUGAGGCUUAAAUAAUUACUGCUGUCUCGAGGCAGUGCAGAUGAUAUGAAAGAGAGAUGCAUGAUGGGGGGCAUCUGCAGUGGCUUCGAUUUCUUGGUAGAACAAAAAUGAUUUUAGUGUUGAGAUGCCUUUGAGGAGAAAGAAGACUCGCUUUAUGGUCAGACAUUUGACUGAAAAGACGGCAGAGCACAGGACCAGACCGGUCUACAAAUAAAUUGGAUUUUUAGAGUGGAUAGCAACAUCAUGGCAUUGCUCUUAUGUCAAUUUUAUUUUUGUGUUAGGGUGUAAAUAAGACGAGAAGGAUAAAAAGGGGAGUACAAAUCAGAAACAAGGACAGUCCAAAAGAAUUGACCUCUUAUUUGUCUGGAGUGCAGUUGCAGAAACCAUGAUUCUCCACAUUUCACAAGUUGCAGACUACCCUGUUGAUUUCCCGUUGAUGCAGGUGCAUUUUUUGCGAAUCACUUAUGGAAACUCCUGAAACAAUGCCAGCUGUGAUUUGCUCAAACUGCACUUAAACAUACAAGACACUUCUGACAUUUAUUGAAUAUAUUUGUCAUUUUAGCUAUCGGAAAGCGAGCAGGGAAGGGCGGCCAAAAAGGAUUACAGGGGGGUGGGAGUCUAGCGCUUUGAUCGGUUGGCAUGGUAACACAGAUUUCUUUGUGUUGCUCCAGAGAGAAAGGAGGCAAAGAAUUCUGGGUAUCAUUGGCACGAUGACAGGCUGGAGAUACACACUCUCUCACACACGCACACACACACACACACACACAGUCAGGAAACAGGUGCACGACAGAGUCAUAUUAAGAUUCAAGGUCGAAUUAACAACCACCCUCAGUGAAGGGCUGCAGAGAGGGAACUAUACUCUCCCAGUUUUGUUAUUUACAUCUGCACAAAUCUCUUUUAUUGUCUUUUAAAUUUUUUUACUUGUUUUCUUCCUCUCCUGUCCUCUUUUUUUUUCCCCCUCCUCUCUUUUCCUUUCCUUUUGUGGCAGUGUGGCAACUCAGACAGCCAGAGAAAUCAGGUUGGCAUUAUGUGGGCCAGACAUUUUCAGCCGUAGGCAAGCAUCCUGCAUUCCUCGCAUAGGAGCAGCCAGAGAAGGAGGGAAUGAACAAGGGGGGGGAUUGGAAAGGAGAGAAGGGGAAGGUCGGGGAGAGGAGAGGAGAGAGAAGUGAGGAAGGAGCAGGAGAAUGGAUGCUAUACGAAGCUGCCAUUUCUUUCCUGGGUGCCAUCUAGACUUGGAUCUCUCUUUGAUUUCUUUCCUCAUUCUCGGUCCAUCACGCCGCUCUGUUUUCUUUAUGUGCAUCUCACUUCUCUUUCUCUCCCCUACACCAUCCUACUUGUGGUAACAGUCUUUUUAUCUGCUGUUUGCAGCGCGUGGCACUCAGUCUGGAGGAUGAUGGCUAUCCCUGAGGGGGGGGUGAUGCAGCCUGCACCCCCCACUCCCCAAUCCCAUCCUGGCCCCUCCUCUCACCACAGCCUCUACACCACUACAAUGAGGCCAGUACAACGCAGAGGAGAAAGAGAAGGAGUCCUCAUUUUGCCUCCCCUUUUUGAGGAGCAGGGAUGACAUGUACAUCUUGUAAAUCCCCCCUACCUCCCUCUCCUACUUUCUCCACUGGAGUAACAUUACUACCACUACUAGCCACUACUACUUCCCUUAGUGCUAGUUCAUUAGCAGCCUCUGCUCCACUCCUCUCCUCUCUCUGCCUCUUGUUAGCUGUAGUGGUGUGUAAAAAUGCUGCUUGAUGAUUUUGUUCAAACUAACCUCAUUUGGCUGUCUCAGUGCACAUUGUAAAUAGAAGCCACCGUACAGAGGGGAAAAAGCCAGCAUGCAUUGUUUUUAAUUCCUCAUUUUAUUUAUUUGUAUGUUUCUUUGCUGUUGUAAAUAUGUGAUCAGCAUCUCUCAGCGCACAGUGCUACAGUCAGACCGCUUCAAGUUGGCAAGGACGUACAGUAGCAGGCAAGGACGUGAUUUUUCUUCAUAGCUCCCUUUGCAUCUUGAGUUGACAUAACAGAUUUUAAAAGAGGGGAAUGUCAUCCUUUUUCACACCCUUCGCCCCUUGACAUAUUGUAUGUAGGCAGGCAAAGCUAAAUAUAGCCAAGGGGAAAGGAGACAGAAAAAAUGAUGGGGUUGUGUGCAUGUUUGGAGGUGAUUUCGGGGUGAAAGAGUUAGGGAGGGGGCUUUUUUUUUUUUUUUUUUUGAGGGGAAUGGGAGGAUUUGUGCCACCAGAGGGUAGUGCCUCAGGGCAGAAAGCAGCAGGGCAGAAAAGGCAAAGGAUUAUGGGUAAUCCUCUCUCCUGGUAUUAGAGGUAUGCGUACAGUCGAUAAUGAACUUGGGAUUGUUUGUUCAUUCGCUGUGGGUGUUAGGACUCACACCUGUUUCUGACUUUUUGUUUGUGUUUGUGUCUGCUGUCAUUGAUAUUUUAGAGGUAAACCUUAAUUUCUAGACAGCAGACUGUCACAAAACACCUUCCUGUGACUGUUUUGACAUGUGAAAAUGGUGCUUUGAGUUUCUGAGUUCUAAGACUCUCAACCCAAACACAAAAAUCUUCUCAUCAUUCGGGUAGUAAUUCAAAAAAGACAGGACAUUUUGUAUGUUCUCUGAAUCUAAAUACAUUUAAUUGCAUAGUUGCAUGUGCUGUAUUGAAAUCAUGAGGAAAUGGUGUCCUAGGAAUUGAAGCAUUAGAAAGCAAGGUCUUCUAGGGUAUGAGAGAGGCUUUGAUUAUGACAGUAUGAAAAUGAAGAUCCAUUUGCAACUUCAUGUAAGGCUUGUGAAGUAGAACAAAUAAUAUAAUAGGGAAGAAAACGUCAAUAUGUUGCAGCUUCUGUAAACAUAUCCUGACACGGAGUAAGGCUAGGAAAAUAGGGUGUAUAUUUUGUUUUACUGAUUAAAGGCAUACUACACAGGAUUUUCCUUAAAAAAAGAGUACAUGUGUAUAUAUAUAUAUAUAUAUACACACACACAGAUGCACAUAAAAGUAAUCCCUCUCAAUCAUCACUUGUGACCCACUAGCAGUGCCUGUUCCUGCACUCUGCCUGUAUUUCCGUAUUUACUUCCUAUAUUAAUUUGCUCGGGAUGUUUCUGGGUGUCAACCUUUGGGUAGUGGUGUGUAGCCCCCAGCCAAUAGCGGCGCAAGGUCAGGACUCUAUAAAAACGUAGCAACCAGCCGUCUCUCUUCUCCACUCUGUGGAUGUCACCUGCAGGUCUGUGAGUCUGUUUGAUCGAGGGCAAGAUUUUGCCACACACACAAGCAUGCGCUUCAGCAGAAUUCCCACAGUCUGGCAACGCGGCGCCUUCCUGCAGGGUUGUGCGAAGGUGUGGGUGUAAUUAUUUCUGCUUUAGAACAUAAGCGCUGUGAAACAAUCAGAAAAUAGUGUUUUAUUUCUCUGAUUCACUGCUUUGUUUUCGUGUACGCCGCUCCUUCUCUUUAUUCACUCUGUGGGUUUCAUGACCAGCGCUCUCUCUCAGUCUUGUUGAGCUGAGGAGGAGGGGCCAAGUUUGAAUCCUGCAUAGUAUGCCUUUAAAUUGAUCUAUCGAUGCAAAUUUUAUUAGCAAUAGACAACUUCAAGGUACGCAUUUUUGCUGUAGUUUUGGCUCCAAAAGUCUAUAACACUACAUUUCUCUUAUAGCUAUACUAUAGCUCCCAAAACAUCACUUUUCCUUUGGUUCAACAUAACAUGGUUUCAUAACUUCACAUGAAUCCCUGUGUUUCAGUGGCUUCACAGCGCUGCUUAGUCUUUCUCAGUCUUUCAUCCCCGCCUUUUUUUAACAAUGUGGCUGUGUAUUUUCUGGAUUAGAAGCUGCAGAAAAAGAGCCCACAUUUGGAAGGAAUCACUUUCCACUAUCACUGACUGUUGAGCGUGGUUGUUAGUGGCCCUGUUUUGUGUGAGCAGAUGAGUAAUACGUCGAGGCUGACUGAGCCGGGCGCUGAUUUGAUUUGAAAGCUGGAUAGAGAGGCAGCGUGUAAACCAGCGUAAAGAGCUGAUCUUCCAUUGGCUUGCCGCAGACAUGCUUCCAGUCCAUCAAAUCAGAUGGAAAUCAUGCUCAGUGACUAUCACGAUAAUUGCUUAUAAUGUGUUUUAAUAGUGAAUUACUAUAGGCCGCUCUGACAAGUUAAACGAUCGCUGUUACAAGUAGUUAAAGAAUAACAACUUUCCUACUCUGGACUUCACUUGGUCUCAAUAAAGGGCAUCUUCUAGUUGUUAAGCACACUUAUAAUGAAUUAUACAAUGUAUGGAGGUGUUUUACAUUGUCCGAAUUCUACCUACAACACUAGUCUUCCAUUCUUAGAAUAAUAAAUUUGAACAAUGUUGUGCAGCUGAGCUGAGCCACGAGAUGAUUUUGUCUGUCGCAUCCGUAGUCUUUUUUUAUUACAAGCAAAAACAAGUAUAGAAUGCAAACAUUAAAAGUCUUCCAAUGUAGGCUCAGUACAGAAACAGCAUAUGUAUUCAUCUUAUACGAUACAGACAGUAUGUGCAUACAAGCAAACAGUUGAUUAAUGGUAGUUAUUUUUCAUAGUUCUGACUGUUUCCUGGAAAUGUUUGCUCAGUGUGGAUGCUCGGGUAACCACAGGGGGGGAAGAGAGGAACAGACAGAGACAAAGGUAGGCAGGAAAUGACUGCCAGGACUCAGACUAAACCGUAAGCGAACAGGUUUGUGCUCGGAAGAUGAAUAGCGGGCCAUUUAUUGUGCCGGAUUUCUGCUGAUGUUGUGUCGCACUUUUCUGACACUCAUUCCCACUCACCUCCCUCGGAAGGAUGGCACUCUCUCCGCUCGGUUUACGAUGCACAGUGGGGGAUUUGUAUGUUCUGUAUGUGACAAGUGGCAUGCUAGACAGGUAAAUUAUAGUCCUCUCCAGCACUGCACUCCCCUGCGUCUAUCUAAUGAAGGAGGAUUGAGCACAAGGGGGAGACCAUCUCCCUUCAUCUUAACCUUAGUGAAGCGAAAUAAAAUGCAUGACACUGUGAGGAAGACUGUGACUCAACUCAGCGUGAUCCAUGCCUGGCUUGGUAGCGUCAUUCUGUGUUUGUUUUAUGGCAGAAUAUUGAAUUGACAUAUAGCCAACAGUUAAAUUGACACAACUGCAUUUUGGUAUAAACAGUGAUAAUUUUCUAAUAUUUCCAGAGUAUGACGGCCGUGGGAAUUUUGUCAUGAAUGCUCACAACUUCAAAUGUUUAAUAAAAUCCAAUAUCUAAGUCCUAAAGGAAAGUUGAAGAUGAUGUAAGAUACCAAGGAAGAUGAAACAGGUCAGAUAUCUUUGUGAAUUUAAGCUUAAAUAAAUCACAAACCUGCUGCUGGAUUGAACCCUGGGCUGAUCCAGCUCUGCACUCCACAUACUUUCCCUUCAGGUCCAUGUUUGCUGCAGGUCUAAUGGAGUUCCAUACAGAGGGUUCGCAGUUAGGAGAAUAAAUUGCUUAUUUAUUGAGGUGACUGAGCGUGGCAUGGUAGAAAAGUUAUUAUUGCUACAGUGCGAAGACAGAUUGGCUGGUCCACAUCGUUGGCCACCUUGAGAGCAGCCGUCUCCUCUAAAGGACGCUGGGAAAGUCCAGAGAGGGACUUUUGUCAUUCAUCAUAUAGCCAGUAGUAAUUGUAGUGGUAGGAGAGGACAUGCUUUGACAGUAUGGUGUCCAUUCAGGAGCUAAUCAGUGACUUAAUGGAAGUGAAAUCAUAGAUGUAAUAUCAUUUAGCUACAUAAACAAGCAACUGCAGUCAAAAGUAUCAAGUUGAGCACUUCUCCUCACACUGAAUAGAGCUGUGUAUUGACAAGAAUCAGGCAAUACAAUAUGCUUUAAGAUACAGGGGUUACGACUGAAUAUAUUGUGAUACUGUAAGCAAGGCGAUAUAUUGCGAUUUGUUUUUUUAUCUAAUUUUAGGAGCUAGCGGUACAACCUUUAUGACUGCCUGUUUCAUAGGCCCGUGUUCUUUGCGUUUAUGCUAGCGAUAGGUAAGUUGGAGCGGAUGCAUCAGAUGGCUGAAGGUAGAUUUCAACGCUGCUAUCCAUUGCCAGGAAAGAUUCAAAUCGACACAGAGUUUUUGAGAAUCAAUACAGUAUCACAAAACACAACUCAAAUCUGUCAACAUUUUCUUACUCCCUAAUGCCGAAGAACAGUUAACUUUGUGUAUGUUUAUGUACAUAUAUUUCCUUUAGUACUUGAUGAAGGGUUGCAUAAUAUCCAGCACGCAGUUACCUAACGCUCAAUCCAAAAAACGUUGCUUGAUGUACUAUUAUAUGCAUCAGUCUUAAAUUUCAGAUACACCCUUUUAAAUGUAAUAAGUUCUUAAUCUUUGGAUCUGGAGCUGAUUGCACCGGCAGUUUGUAAGUUCAAACUUUGCCAAGUUGAGACCUGAAUCAAUACUACUUACUCUAAAACACACAUUUCUUUAUUUCUGCAUAUAUGAAUACAACAAAGACUGGUGGUUAAGCUUAAUACAUCACCUCAGUUUGAGUAGUUGAAUGCUUUUGCUUGGAUACAUCAGAUAUUUAUUUGCAAUUGACUUGCAAAUUACUUGUCUUUACUAGCUCAAGACAUUCGUCAAAUUUUCACGGAUAAACCCAAUUUAAUAAAUCCAGUUUGAAACUACAGUAACUGAUUGUUACCAUGAGGACCUUUACACAAAUGUUGCGAUGGAUGUACAAACAGCUGGUGCAACACAAUCCUGGCUCUAGAUAUAAACCCAUGACUGUGUAUAAAGAUGGAUGACAUGACAGCUCCCUAAAAAUGAAGUCAAAACAUCUCGAUCCUCAAUAAUAAAAACUCCUGAGGAUGGUUUCUUUCUUUUUAGGUGAGGGAUGCACAAUAAUAUUGGCACAUCAUUGGUAUCAACCAAUAUUGGCUUUAAAAUGAGCCACCAGAAUCAGCCAACAUGCUCUUUCUUAUUUUGCACAAAGAAAUGAAAUUAAAUUUACCUGCAUUGAAAAGUAUUGUAUUUCUGUCCCCAUCUGCUGGUGCGGCAUCACGAUACGAGUAUGCAUGCAUAAUAUGAUGUUAAUUCCACUACAGAAGUGACUUGUUGAUCACUAAAAUUGGGAAGGGGAAAAGUAGAUAGAUCGAUACCAAUAUCAGUAUUGGUUAUCGGUCAAAUCAGUUGUUAUAUAUUGGCAUAUCAGACAUCGGCAAAAGAAAUCCAAUAUCGUGCAUCAUUAUUUUAGGUAGUUCUUAUCACAGUGAUGUAUUUUUAAUGUUCCUCCUUUUGCUAAGUUUGGUUUAAUUUGUUAUUUGAUGCUAUAAAAAGGGAUGUGACGUCAUGAUUGACAGCUGUGUGUGACAAUGAGUGUGCUCCUGACUGGGGCGGAUGGGUGUAUGGGCAGGAACUAAAUACCAUAGCUCCAUUUUCGGAUGCUCAAUCUCAGACUCUGGCUCCAAAUGACAAAGAUGGCAGCGCCCAUAUGUGGGAUAUUAUGUCUUCAUUUUUGCACAGUGGGAGGAAAUGGAAACCUGUUGUUCAUCUUUAUGUACAGUCUAUGAUCUAUACACACCCUGCUCAAAAAAAAUUCCCAUGUUGUGUAGGUGUAUUCAUCUGUAGAUUUACUUUAUAGAUUCACAAAGUGGAGGAUUUUUCUUAUGUAUAUUAGGCAGGUUACUGUCACAACUAAAUUAUGUCAAACCAUCUGUGACAAGGUUGCAUCUGGUUUAUUUUAUAGUAACGAUACGACAUUAUUAGCUCAUCACAGCUAAUACUAACAGCUGUGAUAACCCAUAAUCCAAUCUAAUUUUAUGCCGUAAUUACAGUGUUCCUGAUUUGUGCUCCCUGUUUUUAACUGUCCAAUCGCAUGUCCCUCUCUUCCUCUCUGCGCUCUUCUAAUUGGUUGCUCUCGUCUUUUCUGAGCAGAGAAUCCGACCCACGCUCCUUUUAACCAGAUUUCAUUUGACUGCUUUCUAACAUCACUCACAUCUCUCCACCACUUCACUUCCUCAUGCAGUGUAUCUAAAGUAACGCCAGAUGUGAGGCUUCAACUUUUUUCGUGCUUGUUAUACUACUGUUUUAAUUUAAUGAGCAAAGUCAGCAUUGUUGUCCCUGUGCACUCUCAACCCUCUUGCCCUCCCAUCUUCAUCUUAGCCAUCGACAUCUUUCCUUUUGGCAAGGGCUAUCAGUCUUUGGGUAGACAGACGCACACACUGAAAAACAACACCGGAAGGAAAUGACCUGGAAUCCUCAAAAUAACAAGGAAAAAACCCUUCAGAUUGUGAACCAGCAAAGUGGUGUUAAAGCACGCUCAGCCAGGAGAAGCAGCCCCCU